This is a messenger RNA of Dovyalis caffra, 648 nucleotides long. The record is from the annotation of a GenBank genome assembly. NCBI's taxonomy places the organism in Eukaryota, Viridiplantae, Streptophyta, Magnoliopsida, Malpighiales, Salicaceae.
AUGGUUUCCCUUAUUGUUGGUACUGCAACUGCUAUUGCUUUCUUCAUGCUUUGUUGUGAAACUGAUUCCCAUUUUCCUCUCUCUGCCAGUGAAUUUGAGGAUACUUCACAGGAUCGUUGUAGAAUUCCUGGCAGUGCAUCAUCACAAAGUUUUAGACGUAAUGAUUAUAGUUCAUCCCCUCCCACUAAAGGGGAUUCAAUUAAUUUUUCUCGGGGUAUUCAUGGAAGGUGGGAUAGCCGUUCAUCUGGAAGGAGUGACCGGGACAGUGACUCACAGUCUGAUUGGGAUUCAGAUUCUGGAAAGCGUUAUGGCAACCAACCUCGGCGACCUUGGCAAGUUCCUGAGCAUGAUGGACUUCUUGGUAGUGGUUCUUUUCCUAGACCAUCAGGAUAUGCUGCAGGGCCAUCAGCUCCAAAGUUGCGAUCUAACGAUCAAUUCCAGCUCAAUAGGAGUAAUGAACCGUAUCAACCGCCUCGCCCUUAUAAGGUGAAGCCUGCAGUGCCUCAUUCGCGUAGGGAAACUAAUGACAUGCUUAAUGAUGAAACAUUUGGUUCUUCCGAAUACACAAGUGAGGAUAGAGCAGAGGAGGAAAGAAAGAGAAGAGGUAACAUCUCUGUUUCAAUGGGAUUUAUAUGGAAGAGCAAAUAA